AUUUAAACAUUACUUGUGACUCGAAAUUUUAUUUUAUUAUCCUGCUUAAGUAUGACCGAUACCUUAAAUGAUAACUUUUAUAGAAUGAAAUAUAAAUCUCAAGCAAGCCCAGAACAGUUUGCAACUUUAUUGGAAUUUAUGGAAAGUUAUGGCGAUAUAACGAGACCCCAGCAAGGGCCACAAGGCCGAAUUAAAGCUGACCGACUGUGGCAGCAAUUAGAAGAGUUAUUAAACUCCAUAGGUGGAGGAGUAGUAAAACCAAGGGACAAGUGGAAAAAAGUGUGGGCAGACUGGAAAGCUAAAACUAAGAAAAAAGCUUUAGCAAUACGUCGUGAGGCUUCUGGUACUGGUGGUGGUCCAGCAGAUAAUACUCUAACUGCUUCAGAAGAGAGGGUGUUAUGUAUAAUGGGUUUGACUGCUGUUCGUCGCCCAACUCAACUCCGCGGCGCCGUAGGCUCCUCCGAGCGCGCACACGCCGGGUUCAAACACCCUUUGAACGAGCCACAAGUGAGUUUGUGGCUGUUGAGAAAUGCCGGCUCCAACUUGAGGCAGACCGUGAAUAAAAUUACCAUCAAAGAGAGUUGGAAAGAUUAA
Molecule: messenger RNA, 594 nt
Organism: Vanessa atalanta (red admiral)
Lineage: Eukaryota; Metazoa; Arthropoda; Insecta; Lepidoptera; Nymphalidae
Exons: 4
Coding region: 52-594 (180 amino acids)
Source: RefSeq, a predicted model, not a curated record